Molecule: messenger RNA, 1747 nt
Organism: Onychostoma macrolepis
Lineage: Eukaryota; Metazoa; Chordata; Actinopteri; Cypriniformes; Cyprinidae
Gene: ruvbl2
Product: RuvB-like AAA ATPase 2
Exons: 15
Coding region: 88-1479 (463 amino acids)
Biological process (GO): chromatin remodeling; box C/D snoRNP assembly; regulation of transcription by RNA polymerase II
Cellular component (GO): Swr1 complex; R2TP complex; Ino80 complex
Molecular function (GO): ATP hydrolysis activity; ATP binding; DNA helicase activity
Source: RefSeq, a predicted model, not a curated record
AAACAGAACUCAGGAUCGAGGUCACGUGUUUCACCCGGAUGGAUUUCCACUGCGCACCCAUUCAGAUAAACCGCCUUAUGAGAGAACAUGGCAGCGCAGGUGGCAGCCACGAAGGUUCCGGAGGUGCGAGACAUCACUCGAAUUGAGAGGAUUGGCGCACACUCUCACAUUCGUGGCCUUGGGUUAGAUGAUGCCUUGGAGCCACGGCAGGUGUCUCAGGGGAUGGUGGGUCAGUUGGCGUCUCGAAGGGCAGCCGGGCUGAUCCUUGAAAUAAUCAAAGAUGGUCAGAUUGCUGGUCGUGCUGUCCUCAUCGCUGGCCAACCUGGGACAGGCAAGACAGCUAUUGCUAUGGGUAUUGCCCAGUCUCUUGGCCCUGACACACCUUUCACUGCUCUGGCUGGGAGUGAGAUUUUCUCUCUGGAGAUGAGCAAGACCGAAGCUCUGAGCCAGGCCUUCCGCAAAGCCAUAGGAGUCAGGAUAAAAGAGGAGACUGAGAUCAUUGAAGGAGAGGUGGUAGAGAUUCAGAUUGACAGACCUGCUACAGGAACUGGUGCAAAAGUGGGGAAACUCACGCUGAAGACGACAGAGAUGGAAACCAUCUAUGAUCUGGGGACCAAGAUGAUUGAGAGCCUCAGUAAAGAGAGAGUGCAAGCUGGAGAUGUGAUCACCAUCGAUAAAGCCACAGGAAAGAUUAGCAAGCUGGGACGGUCAUUUACUCGAGCAAGAGAUUACGACGCCAUGGGUUCACAAACACAGUUUGUGCAGUGUCCAGAGGGAGAACUGCAGAAACGGAAAGAGGUUGUUCACACUGUCUCUCUUCACGAAAUUGACGUCAUUAACAGCCGCACUCAGGGAUUCCUGGCCUUAUUUUCAGGUGACACAGGAGAGAUUAAGUCAGAGGUUCGAGAGCAGAUCAAUGCUAAGGUGUCUGAAUGGAGAGAGGAAGGCAAAGCUGAGAUCAUUCCUGGGGUUCUCUUCAUAGAUGAGGUCCACAUGUUGGAUAUAGAAUGCUUUUCAUUCCUGAAUCGAGCUCUUGAGAGUGAUCUAUCACCUGUACUUAUCAUGGCCACUAACCGAGGCAUCACCCGUAUCAGAGGCACCAAUUACCAGAGUCCUCAUGGUAUUCCCAUAGACAUGCUUGACCGUCUGCUCAUCAUUGCAACCUCUCCCUACACUGAGAAGGAGACCAGACAGAUCCUGAAGAUUCGCUGUGAGGAGGAAGAUGUCGACCUGAGUGAGGAGGCACACACAGUUUUAACGCGUAUCGGACAGGAGACUUCACUCCGUUAUGCCAUCCAGCUCAUCAGUACUGCAGGCCUGGUGUGCCGCAAACGCCGGGGCACUGAAGUCCAAGUGGAGGACAUUAAGAGGGUCUACUCUCUCUUCCUGGAUGAGUCCAGAUCCUCACAGUACAUGAAAGAAUACCAGGACUCCUUCCUCUUCAAUGAAACACAAUCCCCUCAGAUGGACACCUCAUAAUAAAAAAGCUGUGAAGAGGUGUCUCAAUUCAUUGCUCCUGUGAAGUCCAUUUACUCUUAUGACCUCGUCCCUUAGAAGUGUUCAGGCAAUUGAGUGAAUUCAUGCACUCAAGCUUUUUCUUUGUCAUCUUUUUCUUUAUUUGCUACUUGGUAUUGCUAGAUUUGAUGUUUUUCAUUGAAUAAAGAAUUUCUUCUUGUUUGGCUGUAUAACAUGGUAACCAAAAGAUGAAAUAAAACUAUUUGACCAUAAAUUGACGUAAUGACACUGA